GUUAAAGGGAACCAAAUAAGAUUACAAACAAUUAUGGCAGGCCCAAUGAGACCUCAAGUUGUGCUAUUUGGAUCUUCUAUAAUUCAGAUGAGUUUUGAUAAUGGUGGUUGGGGUGGUAUUCUAGCUAAUUUGUAUGCUAGAAAGGCAGAUAUAGUGUUGCGGGGAUAUUCAGGUUGGAAUUCAAGACGUGCUUUGGAAGUUCUAGAUGAAGUUUUCCCAAAGUUUGUUAGGGAUGGAGUUCAUUUAUCAGGUGAGGGAAGCCAAGUAGUUUCGAAGGAAAUAUUAAGGGUUGUUAGAGAAGCAGAUUGGAAACCUAGUUUGCAUUGGAUGUCAUUACCAACUGAGUUUGCUCAAGAUUCACCAUACUAUCCUCCAAGUCCAGAUGGAACCACCACUAUAAAUGUCUCCUACAGUAUUCCACGAAGGCAUUUGCAAUGGGAUCUAUAGAAAUUAUAUUUAAGUAUCUGCAUUAUUAUGUGUGGCGUGGUUUGAUUCAUUCAAGCAAUGAUUGGAAUGAAGACUUGCAAUUUAUUUAUUAAGAAUGAUAGAAUUUCAUUUGUGUGGAGCCCUUGGGAAAGGUUGUUGUCUUUCAACGGGUGAAAGUCCCUACU
This is a messenger RNA of Lathyrus oleraceus (garden pea), 611 nucleotides long. RefSeq names its product GDSL esterase/lipase CPRD49. Lineage: Eukaryota; Viridiplantae; Streptophyta; Magnoliopsida; Fabales; Fabaceae. Bases 34 to 447 code for a protein of 137 amino acids. The record is from RefSeq and is a predicted model, not a curated record. The transcript is spliced from 3 exons.